Messenger RNA from Prorocentrum cordatum, 468 nucleotides. NCBI's taxonomy places the organism in Eukaryota, Dinophyceae, Prorocentrales, Prorocentraceae. The record is from the annotation of a GenBank genome assembly.
AUGUGCGUCCGUACGUUGAUGCUUAUCGCAUUCCUUGGUGGCAACGCCUUGGCAACCAACGAGGCUGGCACGAAGUUCCUCGAAGAGAAGGCCAAGGAGGAGGGCGUCAUCAAGUUGAAGUCCGGUUUGCUGUACAAGGUGCUCAAGGUGGGCGAGGGGAAGCACCACCCGCUCCCCGACUCGCCGUGCGAGUGCCACUACAAGGGUACCCUUAUCGACGGCACGCAGUUCGACUCCUCGUACGACAGGGGUCAGCCCACUACCUUCGCACCCAAGCAGGUGAUCAAGGGUUGGACAGAGGCGAUGCAGCUGAUGGUUGAGGGUGACAAGUGGGAGAUGUACAUUCCCUCGGACCUCGCGUACGGCGACCGGGGCGCCGGAGCCAAGAUCCCUGGGGGCGCCGCGCUCAUCUUCCAGAUGGAGCUCAUGAAGAUCAAGGGCGGCAAGAAGGAGAGGCAGGAGGCGUGA